Messenger RNA from Protopolystoma xenopodis, 330 nucleotides. The record is from the annotation of a GenBank genome assembly. NCBI's taxonomy places the organism in Eukaryota, Metazoa, Platyhelminthes, Monogenea, Polystomatidea, Polystomatidae.
AUGACUUUAGGAGAGAAGCGAUCUAUUUCACCGACUAGUCCGAGUCCCAGUUCACGUGAUUCUACUUUUCUGACUCUGCGUGGCCAUAAAACUCUGCUGAAAGUGAGGCGUCCAAAUGGUCAUUCUGACCGUUGGCUCUCGAUACAACCUUUUCUGAGGUGCAUUUCUCCCCGUCUGUGGUGCGGAAGUUGCGGCGAGUCGAUGUUGUUGAUGCGCAUGACUUGGGCUCGAGUCCCGUCCGAUGCGCCAAUGAGAGCCGGAGUAGCGCAAGCCUGCGGUCCGGUCGGUUCUGUGAUUCUUUCGAUGGACCGUUUAGACAACAGUUUCUGA